This is a messenger RNA of Rotaria socialis, 2694 nucleotides long. The record is from the annotation of a GenBank genome assembly. Lineage: Eukaryota; Metazoa; Rotifera; Eurotatoria; Philodinida; Philodinidae.
AUGAAUGAACAAUUAGCUACGCUUAUAACUCAACUUAGAGAACGUCGAGCACUUCCAUAUCACGAAAAACUCAAAUCAUUGGACAUUCGUGAUGAAAUUUGGCGAAAAUAUGUUGAAAUUAAUAAAGGUUCAUUGCUUGAUGCAAACGCAGCUCAACGUACUGGCUUAUGUCAAGACAUGUGUUGUGAACGAGAACGAAUUACACGUGAAUAUCAGCGUGUAUACAAAUCAUAUGAACUUGACCCAGAUACUCGAUCUCUCAAUCAUUCAAUUAUGAUCACUGGGUAUUCACGAGCAUCGGCUGAUCAGGCUAUGCCAACACCCUAUGAUCUUCGAUCAGGUCCAGCUUUGUUGCGUACAAUGAAUUAUUUAAUAACAAAUAUAAUGGACAAAUUUGAUCAAGAACGUGAACAAGGUGAUUGGUAUAAUUUUCUAUGGGAUCGUUUACGAGCCAUUCGAAAAGAAUUAACACAACAACAUUUACGUGAUGAAGUAGCUAUUGAAAUUCUUGAGCAAUGUGCUCGUUUUCAUAUAUUUUGCUCAGCAUUCUUAUCGGAACAUUCACUUGAUUUAUUCGAUCCUAAACUGAAUGAUAAAAUGUUAGUUGAUUGUCUUAAUCAAUUACGUGACUGUUAUUUGUCACAUAAAAAACAAAACAAUAUGCAAUCAUUAAGGAAUGUAGCUGAAUUUUCAUCGUAUAUGUUAUUAAUAAAUUUAAAAGGAGACAAUGAAACAUUAUUGCGCAUUCGCCAUUUAAUACAAGAUAUAACUGAUCAAUCACAAAUCAAUAUUGCAAUAAAUAUUUCUCGAUCAUUAUUAAUAAAUAAUAUAACUAAGUUCUUUUCUCUGAUUGAAAAUGAUGCUACUUUAUUACAAUCAUGUUUACUUCAUCGAUAUUUUAAUGUCAUACGUAUAAAACGCCUUAGUUGUCUUAUAACAUCAGCACGUAGUAAUGAUGAAUUUCGUUUAUCGGAUCUAACAGAUAUUCUUGGAAUGGACAAUGAUGAUGAAACAAAAGAUUAUCUUGAACAACUUGGCUAUUCAAUAUCAAACACAAAUCCUCCAUGUUUCAUUUUACCAUCAACAGAAUACGAUAUUCAACAACAACCAAUCAACAAAUUAUCUCAGAAAUUAACUAAAUCAAAAUAUACAGGCAAUUUAAAAGAUAUUAUAACUGGGCAACCAAAUAUUCCAAUUCUUCUCGCUGAUACAAAUGUUGAAAAUAGUUUCGAUGCUCAAGGAUUUUAUAUUGGAAAAUUACCUAUUGAUUCAGAUAAAUUAGCAACAAUGUUUCCUCGAAGACCAGCUCCACAACCACCAUCAGAACAACCACCACCAAAACUUCAACAGCCACCGCUUACUAAACGUCCACCUUCUGACAGUGCUCUUCGAUCACAUGCAGCAACAACAACAGCAAAUACAUUUACUGCAAAACUACCAGUACCAAGUAUUCUUGUUACGACUUCAACUACACUAACAACGCCAUCAUCACCAUUUCGUUUUGACGGCUUUCAUAAGGAUGUAGCACCAGUUCCAGUUCCAUCAAGAAUUGCUCCGAAUCCUGUUGUUCAACCAUUGAUGCCAACGGGAUUAUUCAAUACAAUAUCUCAAUUUUCAACCUUACCUAAAUCAAUCUUUGCAGAUGGAUAUGAACCGAUAAGAGUUAGACAUCCUUUAUCACCACCUCCACCUCCUGUUGAAAUAAUCCAACCACCUGUUACAAUUCCAAAACCAACACCUCAAAUUCCUAAACCAAUGACACAACCACCAGAACCGUCUCCUCGUACUCGUCGAUUAUCAAUGAAUUCUAUGGAUGCAAUGAUUGAAGAAAUAUAUAAACAAAUGAUUGAUCCUUUAAUUCGAGAAACUACUUGUGAUAUUGUUACUGAACUAAUAUCUGAAUGGAAUUGUCGAGGAAGUCAAACAAUCACAAUCUUUAAUGAACUUCUAUCUGAUGAAAUAUUGUCUGUAGUCGAUGAAUAUUACAAGCAUGUUGAAUUUCAGCAAAAAAUGUUAAAUGAUACUUUAAAUGAACAAUAUGAACGAAAACAAAAAAAAUAUUUAACAAAAAAAUAUUUUUCCAUAUGGUUGGAAAAUUCAAUCAAAGCAAAUGAAGAACGUUUAAUACUAGAUGAAUUACAAAGAAAAUAUCAUUUUUUAAAUAAUGAACAAUUACUUGAAUUUUUAACUGGCAUACAAAUAAUGGCUGAGCAUGAUUUGUCAAUUGAACAAACAAGUGAUAUAUUGAAAUAUCGACGAUAUUUAAAGCGAAGUCAUUUAAAAAGACUUGAUGUUCUAUCAAAAUCGUUUUUUGAAGAAUUUUUACAAGAAGAAUUCCAUUCCAUUGUUAUUGAAUCAAAUAAAGAAUUUGGAUUACGUAAACAGUUGUUAGAAAAUGCUCUUCAUACACAAUCGAUACAAAAGCGUGAACAUUAUUUGGAAUUAAAAUAUUUUUCACUUUGGAUUUUAAAUUAUCGACAAACAAGAAAACUUCGUAAACAACAAUUGUUGUUAAAUAAUAAUAAUAAUAAUCAUAAUCAUAAUAAUAAGCGUACAAAUCAAUUUGUUCAAUUACGCAAUAGUAAAAAAUUAAAAGAAAAUAAUCAACAAUAUAAUGUGCUGAAAAAUUCGUUGGAUCAAUUAACAACUGAUCUUAAUCAAAUCGAAUUAUUUAUAAAUAAACUUAAUUCAUAA